Molecule: messenger RNA, 1348 nt
Organism: Cannabis sativa
Lineage: Eukaryota; Viridiplantae; Streptophyta; Magnoliopsida; Rosales; Cannabaceae
Product: chloroplast envelope quinone oxidoreductase homolog
Exons: 4
Coding region: 158-1192 (344 amino acids)
Molecular function (GO): oxidoreductase activity
Source: RefSeq, a predicted model, not a curated record
UUCAGGGGCGGCUGGUCUCCAUGUGUGUGCAGAAAGAAGAAUAGUCUUUGCUAAAAACGAAGAAUAGUUUUGAUAAUUUUCUAUUUAAAGUAUAUUCUUGUUAAAUAAAUUAAUCAAAAGCAGACAAUUAAUUUGUGUCAUCAAUUCAGUUUUAAAAAUGGGAUCAUUCACUGCUAAAAAGCUUAUGCAUGGAAUUCAGUAUGAUAGGUAUGGUGGAGGAGCUGCUGCUUUAAAGCAUGUUGAAGUUGGAGUUCCCAGUCCUAAAAAGAAUGAGGUUUUAAUUAAAUCGGAAGCUGUAGCUAUUAAUCCAUUUGAUUGCAGAAUUCAGAAAGGUGUAGCACGCCCUAUUUUUUUGCCUCGAAAAUUUCCUCACAUUCCAUGUACUGAUGUGGCGGGAGAAAUAGUAGAGACUGGAUAUGGUGUCACUAAGUUCAAACCCGGUGACAAAGUUGUAGCUAAUGUACCCUUUACUAUUGGAGGUGGACUAGCUGAAUUUUUUGUAGCUAGUGAGAGCUUGACAGUGGCUCGGCCGCCUCAAGUGUCAGCAGCCGAAGCUGCAGGCUUACCUACUGCCGGUCUAACAGCACAUGCGGCCCUAACUCAAGCUGCCGGUAUCAAUCUUGAUAAUGACAAUGAUGGCAAUGGGAAUAAGCAUGAAAUAAACAUUCUGAUCACUGCAGCCUCUGGUGGUGUUGGUCACUAUGCUGUUCAAUUGGCAAAGCUUAGACAAAACACACAUGUUACAGCCACUUGUGGUGCCCGCAACAUUGAGUUUGUGAAGAGCUUAGGUGCUGAUGAGGUUCUUGACUACACCACCCCAGAAGGGUCAGCUCUAAAAAGCCCGUCUGGUCGAAAAUAUGAUGUUGUGAUUCACUGCGCCGAGGCAAGGAUUUCUUGGUCUACUUUUGAGCCUAAUUUGAAUAAGAAUGGGAAGGUUAUUGACCUUACUCCUGGACCAGCUGCUUUUUUAACUUCUGCUUUGAAGAAAGUUACUUUCUCUUCUAAGAAAUUGGUGCCAUUUUUUUUGAGUGUUAAGGGUGAGAACUUGGAGUAUGUUGUUGGGUUGGUGAAGGAAGGAAAACUCAGGACAGUUAUUGACUCAAAACAUCCUUUAAGUAAGGGUGAAGAUGGUUGGGCCAAGAGUAUUAAUGGCCAUGCCACUGGGAAGAUCAUUGUAGAGCCUUGGGUAUAGGAAUGUCACUAAGAACAUAUAUAUUCAUUUUAUUUGCUCAAAUCAUCAAAUAAAUUUUGGUAAGUGAGAAGAUUACCAAUGUCAAAUUCCUUAUUGUUAUAGCAAAUAUUAGUUUGUAAAAAAAAUAAUUAAAUAAGAAAAUGAAAUUCAAUAUUA